Molecule: messenger RNA, 1317 nt
Organism: Huiozyma naganishii CBS 8797
Lineage: Eukaryota; Fungi; Ascomycota; Saccharomycetes; Saccharomycetales; Saccharomycetaceae
Gene: STN1
Product: Stn1p
Exons: 1
Coding region: 1-1317 (438 amino acids)
Biological process (GO): telomere capping
Cellular component (GO): CST complex
Source: RefSeq, a predicted model, not a curated record
AUGGACGCAGAUCACAGCCAUAUAGUGUACUACGACACCGGCUCAGCUACUUGCUAUUAUAUCCCACAGCUCUUCAAGUGGUGUCCUCUUCUUCUUAGAACUACAAACGCUGAACCGCUCCGCUUGCUUCUCAAUGAGCUUGUGGAUCUGUGGGGCAGGUCCCUGAACGUAUGUAAGAAUUGGUACGCUGGUGUGGUAGAUUAUCAACUGUUCUGUGGGAACAACCCAUUAGGGAAAGUCGUCGUCUCUGGGUUGAUCACAUCGGUGAGAACCACGGGGAAUAUGUCUGGUCAGUACGGUGCUCACAUAUGGAGGAUCGAUGACUUUUCAGUGGAAUUCUCUAAACAACCGUUGCCCUUCAGUUUUGUGUGUGAUAACAGGAUUAUACGAAGUAGGGUCCUCAGGGGGGUCCCCUUACGUAAUGUAGAGGUUGUCGUCAAUAGAGUCGAUUUUGACAGGAUGGAAUUGUACGUGACAGAUAUACUCCAUUAUAACUACACACUAGUAGAACAGAUACAAUUGUGGGAGGGCGCAGUUCGUGAUUUUAACAGUAAUAAAGAUACUAAAUGGGUGUACGAACCAGGGGGCUCACAACAGACAACAACUACAACGUCGGUACACCCGUUCAAUUUCAUAGAGGCACUACAAGAUAACGCGGAGAGGAAUAACCUGGAGAUCAUAAGUCCGUACCUCGAUCCACAAGUGGAGAGCUCCUCGUCCGAUAUCGAGGACUUCUCUCUAGAACAGGAAGAAAUUGCAAGGGUGCCCGUCCCCGUUAUAUCCAAGAGGAAACUGCGAGCGUUCUUCGUACAUACUUUGGCACAAACAUCCACUACAAACAUCCCCACAGUCGGGUUGUUCGAAAUGGAAUCCCUUAGAAGAACACUUAUGUUUUACAGCAACAACAAAUUGCAAAACCAGACACUGAAAAGGUGCAAACUGGAGUACUACUCCCAGGACCAACUAAUCUCAAUGAUCUUCAUCAACGAACUAAACCACUUGCAAGCAUUGCAUCUAAUCCGCAUCGAGGACCACAACAACCAGAUCAUGGCAAAACCACUACAGAACCUGUACCACUACGCUCGGGGGAAGAUUCGUCUCUGGAUCAAGCUGCGAACGGGCGUAGGGAUCGUCAACAACGUCCAGAUCAUCGAUAGGCUGACCUUGGACCGCGAGAUAUCGAGCAAUGUGAUAGCACUCGUUUUCAAGCUCGUCAUGGACGACACGGUGUCUACCUUGUCGCAAAACUUUAUCAGAUCCUGGUUCAUAGAGACUAAAAACGAUAACACGUCGUGGGUUCACAUCAGUUACACUUGA